Molecule: messenger RNA, 1865 nt
Organism: Mizuhopecten yessoensis (Yesso scallop)
Lineage: Eukaryota; Metazoa; Mollusca; Bivalvia; Pectinida; Pectinidae
Product: TM2 domain-containing protein DDB_G0277895-like
Exons: 5
Coding region: 56-643 (195 amino acids)
Source: RefSeq, a predicted model, not a curated record
ACAGGAACCCUUUGGAGCGUUGAGUGUGCUAGUUUUGGAGUUACCGGACGACAAAAUGGCGAAGCUUUUAGGGAUCUGUGUCCUGCUUUCCUAUCUAACAGGUGUGACUGCUGAAUUAUGUACUGCAGCAUACAGGUACUACUACAGCUACAGCUACAGCUACAUCUACAGCUACUACAACUACUACGUCGAAUGUGACACUGGUUGCUGCGGCUAUUAUUAUGACCGGGAAUGCUGUACUUCAUCAAGUGGUACCAUUGCCGGAGCGGUUAUUGGCGGUAUUUUCUUCAUCGCCUGUAUCGUCGUCUUUAUCAUCGUCAUCAAGUCAUGUAACAAGAAAAGGACUGGUGUUAUUGUCGCAGGGCAAACUGGUGGACCCGGAAACGUCACGGUCGUUAACACUGCCACCCAACAGCAAAUGCAACAACAGCCGCACGGAGCCUAUCCUCAGCCGGCCUAUCCUCCUCCUCCACAGUAUGGGGGACAACCUCAACCAUAUGGGGCUUAUCCACAACCACAACCAGCAUAUGGGGGCCCCCCUCCAACAUAUGGAGUUCAACCUCAACCACAUGAGGGGCAAGCCGGACCGGCUUAUCCACCUCCACCAGCAGUAAACAAUCCCAAUCAACCAGAGAAGUACUAACUCCGAACAAGCAGACCAGGCGUCAUAACAUCUUACGUGUGGCUAAAGGCUACACACAGAGAAUCUAGGAACAAGACCAUCCACAUAAAUUGUGGGUAAAUAUUUAGCGAGGUUGAUUAAAAAAAGAAAAAAUAUUAAGAGGGUCCGUUUAAGCCUGAGUGAUUUUGACAAAACAAAUUAGAUUUAUAUAUUUUACAAUUUUAUAAAUAACAUUUGUUGAUUAUAUAUAUUCUACCAAGUAAUUAAAAUGUGUUUUCGUAUUAACCCUAUAGCCACGAUCUUUACUUAUGUAUUUUUAUCCUUUUUGAUGUUGUGAGCUUGUUGCUCUAUUUGCUUGCUAUAUUUGAAAUUAAGGUUUAUAUUUGGGAAAGAUGAUGUGUGCCUUAUUAUUUGUUUAUUUAUCAUUAAUUUACUAGAAAUGCUAUUAACCAAAGAAAAUGCAUCCUUCCUGAGCUUGCCCUAUCACUCUGACCAAGUUGAGUGAAGUUUUUGUGUGUGUACGACUUAAAAGUCACCUAUUUUGGGGUAUAAAAAUCCCGCAAAUUGCACUUGCAGUUGCCAUUUGGUUUCUCGAUUCCACAGAGAAUUAACUGUGCAAUCACUCUUGAACUUACAAACACGUUUUCAGUUACCAUUCCGAACAAGUUGACUGAAACAUUCACAGACAUGGUAGAUAUUCAAUACUAGAGUGGUAUAUUUCAAUAGGGUGUGUUAAGUGUGUGGUUAUAACCAAUAAAAAGUGUCGUAACAUCACACACAUGGCACAGAUUAAGUUAUAAUUAAGUGGUAAUUAUCUAUACAGUGGUUAUAACCAAUGAAAAGUGUCGUAACAUCACACACAUGGUAUAUAUUUAAUUAUUCUAAAGUGAUAUUUAUAAUACAGAUUGUUGAACAUAAUAUUUGAAUUCGAUACUAGGUGUAAAUGGCCAACUGCUUUGAGCCUGUACUAAUAAAUGAAAGACGUGUCAAAACCAUUAAAGAAAAAUGAAAAGUUUACACUUUCUGAACAUGUCGAUUUCAAGGGAAGUACAAUCUUGUAGGAAACGAAAUUUAUAUCUGUAAAAGUGUAAAGGUGAAAUGUGUAAUUGUCAAGAAAGAUACAUGUAUUAUAUGUUCACUGUUGGAUAGAUUUAGAUGAUAUAUAUUAUUUUAAUAUUUCCUUUUUUUAUGCAUCAACAAUUCAAUUUAUGUUUCACAUUUUGGUUAGAAAUAAUAAACAAUC